Molecule: messenger RNA, 6740 nt
Organism: Pogona vitticeps (central bearded dragon)
Lineage: Eukaryota; Metazoa; Chordata; Lepidosauria; Squamata; Agamidae
Source: RefSeq, a predicted model, not a curated record
CAGAACUUGAACGACACCACUUGGAGACAGAAGAAACGACAAUAUUCGCGCGUUAUUUUCCUGGGCGCGUCACCUCUCCUCGGCCGGCAAGACGACCCUGAAGCUACUUGUCAACAGUGGAGUGAAGCGGACCCCUGGGCUUGUGUCCUAACCCCGCCGUGCUCCCUGAUCCUCACCCUUCAAUAAACCCGUUUACCAUGAACCUCUGUGUUCAACUUUCCCGCGCGCUGCCCUGACGAGUUUCGGACUACAGUCCCCAGCGUCCUUUGCGCCGGGGCCUUCGCUGGACGGGAAGGUAGCUAAACCGCGCCUGGCCCCUGAAGGUCCGAAUCUGGUUUCUUUUGUCUCAAAGAAGCGGAGGGGUCUCCUUGCCCGAGGGGUUUCGGAGACUCCGAGUGAAAGACGCUUGCAGGGCGAGCGGUGGGAAAACGACUGAGAUUGCCGAGCCGGCCUUGCGUCGGGCAGCUCUUCCUGUUCCCGGGCUUCUCGGCGGCAACGGCGCGUUUGGCUCGAGUUUGGCAAGAUGUCGCCUCCGUUGGCGGUAAUUUCAGGUGCCAGUUUGUGGGGGCCUUACAAAGACAUUUGGCAGGCAGUAGUUAAUGCUAUUUGGAAAAGACAGCCAGAAGCAGUACAUCUUCUUGACCAGAUUUUAAAGAAGCAUAAACCUGACUUUAUAUCACUCUUCAGAAACCCGCCAAAGAAUGCCCAACAGCAUGAAAAAGUUCAGAAAGCAAAUACAGAAGGAGUUGCUGUCCAAGGCCAACAGGGAACCAGAUUGUUACCAGAGCAGCUCAUCAAAGAAGCCUUUAUUCUAAGUGAUCUCUUUGAUAUUGGGGAAUUAGCAGCUGUUGAACUUCUUCUGGCUGGAGAGCAUCAACAGCCUCGUUUUCCUGGGCUCACUAGAGGUUUAGUAGCUGUUCUGCUAUACUGGGAUGGAAAGCGAUGCCUUGCAAACUCAUUGCGAGCACUUAUCCAGUCUCGGCGAGGCAAGACAUGGACACUGGAACUCAGUCCUGAACUCGUCUCUAUAACAACACGUUUUACGGAUGAGCUGAUGGAGCAAGGUUUAACUCAUAAAAUUCUGACUUUGGUGUCUCAAAUUGAUCUGAACACUGAAUUCGAGAAGCUGCAGAGAGAACGAGGGUUGGGCAGUGAGAAACAUCGGAAAGAGGUUUCUGAUCUUAUCAAGGAGUGUCGGCAGUCAUUGGCGGAAAGUUUAUUUGCUUGGACGUGCCAGUCACCCCUGAGUCGGGAUGAUACUUUAAUCCUUAUUAGUUACUUAGAGAAAGUGACCGUAGAAGCUGAUGGCUCAUUGGACAGAGUCAAUUUAGCACUUCUUAUGGCUCUUCUAUAUUGUUUUGAUAUCAGUUGUCUUGAACAGAGCACUGAAGAUCGAGAAGAGCUGAUACACCAAUUGCCACUGUUAACAGAAAGACAGUAUAUAGCUGCAUUACAUACACGCCUUCAGGAGUCUCGUCCUUGGAAACUACCGGGACUUCAAGCUACUGCUAGAUUGGCCUGGGCACUAGCCUUGCGUGGAAUUUCACAGCUCUCUGAUGUGACAGCGCUUGCAGAAUUCACUGAGGCCGACGAAGCCAUGGCAGAGUUAGCAAUUACAGAUAAUGUUUUCCUAUUCAUUACUGAAUCUGUGGUGAGAGCAGAAAAUUUUUACCAGGAUGAAUUUUAUGUUCGUAGAAUCCACAACCUUGUCACAGACUUCCUUGCGCUCAUGCCAAUGAAAGUGAAGCAGCUGAGAAACCGAGCUGAUGAAGAUGCUCGUAUGAUCCACAUGAGUAUACAGAUGGGUAAUGAGCCACCUCUUUCACUUAGACGGGAUUUGGAACAUCUGAUGCUUUUAAUUGCUGAGUUGUACAAGAAGGAUACCUUUAAUUUGGAACUUGCUCUUGAGUACUGGUGCCCUACAGAGCCUCUGCAGAGCUCCACCAUCAUGGGGUCGUAUCUUGGGAUAGCCCAUCAAAGACCACCCCAGCGUCAGGUUGUUUUAUCUAAAUUUGUAAGACAAAUGGGAGACCUCCUUCCCUCAACAAUUUACAUUCCUUAUCUGAAAAUGCUCCGAGGAUUAGCAAAUGGGCCCCGGUGUUCUCAUUACUGCUUCACUUUGCUGAAGGGCAACGGCAGCAGUCAUGCUGAAAACAUCCAAGGAGCAGGUGGCAGUCCUGUUUCCUGGGAACACUUCUUCCAUUCUUUGAUGCUCUACCAUGAACACUUAAGGAAGGAUUUGCCAAGUGCAGAUAGCAUUCAGUAUCGUCACCUUCCUCUCAGAGGAAUAACCCAGAAAGAACAGGAUGGAUUGAUUGCAUUUCUCCAGCUUACAAAAACUAUAGUAAAAUGGAGUGAAAAUGCUCGGUUAGCUCUCUGUGAACAUCCCCAGUGGACUCCAGUAGUUAUCAUUUUGGGCCUUCUGCAAUGUAGCAUCCAUCCCAUAUUGAAAGCAGAGUUCAUAGAAACACUCUCAGCCUUUGGGAAAUCUCCUGAAAUUGCAGCUUCACUGUGGCAGUCUUUGGAAUACACACAGAUACUGCAAACUGUGAGAACUCCAGGCCAAAGACAAGCCAGUGGCAUUGAGGUUGAAUUGAAUGAGAUUGAAUCCCGGUGCGAGGAGUAUCCUUUAACUAGGGCGUUCUGCCGACUCAUUAGCACACUGGUAGAGAGUUCUUUUCCUUCUAACCUUGGGGCGGGCUUGCGGCCCCCAGGCUUUGACCCCUAUCUACAAUUUCUGAGGGAAACUGUGUUUCUUCGGUUUCGCACAAGAGCUUAUCGAAGAGCUGCUGAAAAGUGGGAAGUAGCUGAAGCAGUUCUGGAAGUGUUCUACAAAUUAUUGAGAGAUUAUGAACCCCAGCUUGAAGACUUUGCAGACCAAUACGUCGAAUUGCAAGGAGAAGAAGUUAUAGCUUAUAAACCACCUGGAUUUAGUCUCAUGUAUCAUCUGUUGAAUGAAUCCCCAAUGUUAGAACUCUGUCUUAGUUUACUGGAAGAAGGGGUUAAGCAACUGGAUACCUAUGCUCCUUUCCCUGGGAAGAAACACUUAGAGAAAGCUGUUCAGUAUUGUCUUGGGCUGCUCAAUUUCACUCUACAAAAAGAGAACCUUUUCAUGGACUUACUCAGGGAAAGCCAUCUCUCCCUGAUUGUAACUUCUCUAGAACAGCUACUGCAAGGAAUAAACCCUCGUACAAAAAAGGCAGACCAUGUGGUAAAUAUUGCAAGGUAUCUUUGCCAUGGGUCAGCCAACCCUGAACUGGCUUUUGAAAGUUCCAAGAUCCUGUGUUGCAUUUCUUGCAGUUCUAACAUUCAAGUGAAACUGAUUGGAGACUUCACACAGGAUCAGAGUGUCAGCCAAAAAUUAAUGGCAGGAUUUGUGGAGUGUUUGGACAAUGAAACUACAGAAGAAAUAAUUAAUCCCUUUGGAGAACUUGAAGUGGAAAGGAAGCAGGGCCCAAUCUACCAUGAAACAAAGAUUAACAUCCUGAACCUUCUUAUCACCUCUUUGGAGUGCAGCCCACCCAAUCUUGCUCUGUAUCUCCUGGGUUAUGAAUUUAAGAAGCCUGUCAGUACCACAAACUUACAGGACCCAGGCGUGUUGGGUUGUCCUCGUACGUGUCUUCAUGCUAUUCUGAACAUUCUGGAGAAUGGGUCUGAAACAAGAUCUGGUCCCAAAGCAGUUCAACAGUCUCCUCAUCUGGCAGAGUUGUGUUAUCAGGUGAUUUAUCAAUUGUGCGCCUGCUCAGAUACUUCAGGCCCAACUAUGAGAUAUUUGAGGACCAGCCAGGAUUUCUUAUUCUCUCAGUUGCAACAUUUACCAUUUUCUGUCAAAGAGCAUGAAAUUCCAGCCUUGAACCAAAUGUCAUGGCUAAUGAAGAUUGCAUCUAUAGAAUUAAGGGUUACUUCUUUGAACCGUCAGCGUUCUCACACACAGAGACUCUUGCACCUCCUUCUAGACGAUGUGCCAGUGAAAUCUUACUUAGCUGAUGGUGAAGGAGGAAUAGAAGAUGAAAGUCGGUCAGUCAGUGGAUUUCUCCACUUUGAUACAGCUUCCAAAGUACGCAGGAAAAUCUUGAGUAUUCUUGACUCAAUUGACUUCAGUCAAGAGAUCCCAGAACCUUUGCAGCUGGAUUUUUUUGAUCGUGCUCAGAUUGAGCAAGUCAUUGCCAAUUGUGAGAACAGGAGUGCCCACGGGCCAGUCAUCUGCAAUGUCAAGCAUCUCCACAAGGUUCUGAUUGCUGAAGUUAAUGCCCUGCAAGGCAUGGCUGCCAUUGGACAGAGACCGUUACUUAUGGAGGAAAUCAACACAAUUCUCCAGUAUGUUGUGGAAAGGAACAAACUUCUUCAGUGUCUCUAUGCCAAGCGACAUGCACUAGAAUCCUGGAGGCAGCUAGUAGAAAUUAUAUUAACUGCCUGCCCACAGGAUCUCAUACAGCCUGAAGACAGACAGCUUAUUAUUCGUGAUCUGUUACAAGAUCUGCAUGACAAGAUCCUGAAUGAUGACGCAGCUCAGGAGGUGAUGCCUGUUGUGGCAGGAGCUGUGUUCACUCUGACUGCCCACCUAAGCCAGUCUGUGCGCACAGAGCAAAAGGAGCCAUUCGCUGUCCCUGUCCCUGGACACACCCAGUUUGUCUUGAUGCUGGAUGGUUCUUUCGCAGCACCACCGGGUUCUGAAGGCAUGGUGGUGGGAUCUGCCUCCAUCGGAGACUCUUCUCUACAUAUUAUAUUGAAAAAAAUUCUGGAUUUUAUUCUAAAAACAGGUGGUGGGUUCCAGCGAGUGAGGACACACCUGUAUGGAGCGUUACUGUACUACCUCCAGAUUGCCCAGAGACCAGAUGAACCAGAGACUCUAGAAGCAGCCAAGAAGACCAUGUGGGAGCGUUUAACAGCUCCUGAAGAUGUUUUUAGUAAAUUGCAACGAGAAAACAUGGCAAUUAUUGAAAGCUAUGGUUCUGCCCUGAUGGAGGUUGUUUGUCGAGAUGCCUGUGACGGUCACGAGAUAGGCCGGAUGUUAGCACUAGCCUUACUUGAUCGCAUUGUCUCUGUGGAUAAGCAGCAACAGUGGUUGCUAUAUCUGUCCAAUAGUGGGUAUUUGAAAGUGCUUGUUGAAAGCCUAGCAGAUGAUGACCGCAAACUGCAAAGCUUGCUUACACCUCAGCCUCCUCUACUUAAAGCCUUGUAUACCUAUGAAUCCAAAAUGGCUUUCUUGACCAAAGUGGCAAAAAUACAACAAGGAGCACGCGAGUUACUAAGAUCUGGAGUAAUCACGAGGCUUGCACAGUGUCAUGUAUAUGACAUGCGACCUGAAAUAGACCAGCAUGGAAUAUUUGGAAUGAGGGAGUCCCCAGUCUUCAUUCCUGCCCCUAUAGAACGUUAUCGUCAGAUUCUUCUGCCGGCACUCCAGCUGUGCCAGGUCAUCCUCACUUCAAGUAUGGCACAACAUGCGCAAGCUGCAGGACAGGUGUUGCAGUUUCUAAUAUCCCAUUCAGAUACUAUCCAGGCAAUCUUGCGGUGUCAGGAAGUAAGUGCAGGAUCUCUGCAAGAACUGGCUUUACUGACAGGGAUAAUCAGUAAAGCUGCUCCACCUGGUGUGCUAGGCAACUAUGGCCUUGAUACUCAUGAUGGAAUGCAAAUUGAAUUACAAGGACAUGUAGGGCGAUUUCAGCGCCAGUGCUUGGGCCUUCUAACACGGUUUGGUGGUUCAGAGAGACUGCGUCAGUUUAAGUUGCAAGAUGAUAAUGCAGAGGGAGACAGAGUAAACAAGAGGGAUGAAAUUGAACUGGCCAUGCAACAGAUUUGUGCCAAUGUGAUAGAAUAUUGCCGGUUGUUAAUGGUACAGUCUGCUUCCUCUUUUGAGCAUAUAGUUUGCCUCUUCACUCCCAGUCUUUCUGAGUCCAUCAAUCGAGAUGGUCCUCGACAAGAUUCACAAGCACCAGUGAUCCCCUAUUGGCGUUUGCCUGGUCUGGGUAUUGUUGUCUAUCUGUUAAAACAAUGUGCAAAUGACUUCUUCAGUUACUAUGAUAGCCAUCGCCAGGGUGUUAGCAAGCUGCAGAACGUGGAGCAACUACCACCGGAUGAGAUAAAAGAGCUGUGCCAAUCAGUUAUGCUGGCUGGAGUAGACAAAAUUUCUACUGCUCAAAAAUACAUCUUGGCAAAGCGACGUUUGGUAAAGCUGAUCAACAAUCGAGCCAAACUGCUUUCCCUGUGCUGCUAUAUCAUAGAAACAUGCCUUUUUAUUCUCUGGCGGCACCUAGAACACUAUCUAUUGCGCUUCACCCCUGUAGAUUCCCAAGAUUCUUUUUUAACUUCCAGGACUCCACUGAAGAGCAGAAAAUUACAUGAUACCAGCAGUUCAGAGCCUCACUUUGAUUUUAGAAGUGGACUCAGUGGAGUGAGCCAGCUUGAUUUAGAUCAGCUUCAGAUUGAAGCCAGCAGCAGUUUUGGGGAAUCAUUGCAGAAGAAGCUCCUUGACAUUGAAAGCCUAUAUUCUAAGGUCCGAUCACGCUACACUUUCAUUCAAGCACUAGUUAGACGUAUUCGUGGUCUACUAAGGAUAUCAAGGACCUGAAGACUAAUAUGUGUGCCUCCCUGAAGUUUUUUGUACAAGUGUUAUUUUCUAAAUUAUGGUCAACGUUAUUUUUCUAUCUCCUUUUUUUCAUUACAGCAAUGAAUCAAUUUUGUGUAUUCUUCCUGUUCCUAUCGACUGGGGGAGGGAAAAUAAAAGCUUUUUAAAAACUAUA